UUCAGGCUGCUUGUUGAACAAUUGUUUUUGUCUUUUCCUCAAGGCACGGUUGAUCUCACUCUAUUUUGACACAAAAAGAUACCAGGAGGCCUUGUCAUUAGGCUCACAGUUACUUCAGGAGCUGAAAAAGAUGGAUGACAAAGCUCUUCUCGUCGAGGUUCAACUGCUGGAAAGUAAGACGUACCACGCGCUCAGCAACCUGCCCAAGGCCCGUGCCGCUCUGACCUCAGCCAGAACCACCGCCAACGCUAUUUACUGUCCUCCAAAGCUCCAAGCAGCACUGGACAUGCAGUCAGGGAUCAUUCAUGCAGCCGAGGAGAAGGACUGGAAGACUGCCUACUCCUAUUUCUUUGAGGCCUUCGAGGGCUAUGACUCCAUCGACAGCCCCAGAGCCAUCACAGCACUCAAAUACAUGCUUCUCUGCAAAAUUGUGCUGAACUUACCUGAGGAAGUCCAGUCUCUGAUCAGUGGUAAACUGACUUUGCGAUAUGCCGGCCGCCAGACAGAAGCACUGAAAUGUGUUGCCCAAGCCUGCAAGAAUAGAUCAUUGGCAGACUUUGAAAAGGCCCUAACAGAGUACACAGCAGAACUGCGAGACGACCCAAUUAUCAACACCCACCUGGCCAAACUGUACGACAGCCUGCUGGAACAAAACCUCAUCAGAGUCAUUGAACCGUUCUCCAGAGUACAAAUGGAACACAUAUCAGGGAUAAUCAAGUUGUCAAAGGGAAAUGUUGAGAGGAAGUUAUCACAGAUGAUUCUUGAUCAAAAGUUUCAUGGAAUCCUUGACCAAGGCGAAGGUGUGUUGAUCAUAUUUGAUGAGCCUCCAGUGGACAAAACAUAUGAAGCAGCUUUGGAAACGAUUCAGAACAUGAGCAAAGUUGUGGAUUCACUUUACAACAAAGCCAAAAAGCUAACAUAGAGCAAAUACCCUCAGCAGUGUGAUGGAAGAUGUGUGUGUGUGUGUGUGUGUGUUUGAACGGUGUGUCAUUUUAAAAAGGGGACAGGGGAGAUCAACAAGUCCUACAAACAGGAUUCACCCGCUUCCCUCUCAAUGGACAGUUUCUUCACUCCCACUCCUUUAAUUUUAGACCUAUUUUCAGGAUUGUGUGCAACACUCAGCGGCCAUGUCAGGCCAUCAGGGAAAACUGUGCAACUACAAUAACAAGGAAAAACUGAUCAGAUUUAAGAAUAAAUGUUUAUCUGCUAUGAGUUUGGGCUUCCAAAGCCUGAAACGGACUCCACUGCAACCUCAAAGGUGCAACAUCGUCCUCCGGGGCCUCAUAAAUGAAGCUCAUGUUUUACUCGUCAUGUCUUUCAGAAGCACACUGGCCAGUCAGCUCCCGCUUUUCUUUUUUAGGAAUAUGUAUCUUGGUUUGUGUGUGCCCUCUAUCUCUUUUUUUUUUUUUUUUCCUCGCACAAAUAAAUGCCAACAGUUAAUUUCCCCACUGUAUUUCAGAUAUGUAUUGAACUCUGAUUUUUGUUUUUGUUUUAGAAGCAAGUCAGAUUGGUUGCUGCAUCUGAACCCCCCCCAACCUACUUAUGUAAGAAUAACAGAAGUGAUGCCAUUUCACCAACAGUGCCACAUUUUCUUGGCACUUGUGUUUGCCUCAAUUUGGGUGCAAUAUAAAACAGGGAUGCAGAAGCAGAAAUGUAUUCAUUGCUUCUGUAAAUUAUCCCCAAGUGAAAAAUUAAUCAUUGUUAGUUUCUAGUACUAGUGUGGUAUGCUAGUAACCAAACGAUUUAUAUGGGUUUGACAAUUUUUUUUUUCGUCUUUUCUUAUAAAUGCAAUUUCGAAAUAAAUAUUUUCUAUUUUAAA
Molecule: messenger RNA, 1819 nt
Organism: Thalassophryne amazonica
Lineage: Eukaryota; Metazoa; Chordata; Actinopteri; Batrachoidiformes; Batrachoididae
Product: 26S proteasome non-ATPase regulatory subunit 11A-like
Exons: 10
Coding region: 131-922 (263 amino acids)
Biological process (GO): ubiquitin-dependent protein catabolic process
Cellular component (GO): proteasome regulatory particle, lid subcomplex
Molecular function (GO): structural molecule activity
Source: RefSeq, a predicted model, not a curated record